AUGGGUUCCACAAGUAGCACACCUUCUAUGCCUCAUGUUAGGAGUGCACAUCAACCCACAAUGCUAGAGAUGGCUGCUAAGCAAGACAAGAAAUCUUUGGACAUGUUGUCUCUUAUUGUUGUUGAGAAUGAGUUGAGGCUUUUUGUUGCAUCAUCUGAGUGGAGAGCCUUUCAAUUCAAUAGAGCUAAAAUGGCAGUGAGAACUGUUGGAAUAAUUCAAUCAGAUACAUUUUGGGAGGGGGCAAAGGAAGUUGUUGCUUUCAUGGAGCCACUUAUUCGCAUUUUUCGCCUUGUUGAUUCAGAUGGUUCUAUUGCAGAUUACUUAUAUGACGCGACAAAAAGGGCAAAAGAAACAUUGAGAAAAUUUGUGGAGAAGGAUGGAGGGAAGUAUUUAGCCAUAAUGGAUUUGUUUCAAUUUAGGUUAGAGAAGAACAUUAUUCAUCAUGUUCAUCUCUUUGGUGCACUUUUGAAUCCUUCUAUUAUGUUUGGUGGUCGACUUGAUAUUGAUGGAACUAAAUUUAUGAAUGCACAAGAAUUUAUUAUGGACAUCAUGGUUCCUUUAGAAGAUCGUGAACAAUUCAUGCAAGAAGUCAUUGAUUAUCACAUGAAAAGUCCAUUGUUCAAUAUGACAGGGCAGACAAUGAUAAAAACUAACCAUCCAAGGAUUUGGUGGCAAUUUGUUGGUAGUGCAUUUCUUGUUCUUCAAAAUAUUGCUUGUAGAAUCUUGAGUCAGCCUUCACAAACAAAGAAAAGAAAUAGAUUAGCCCUAGAGAUGCUAGAGGAUUUGGUGUACAUCAAGAUGAACUCUAUGAUGAGGGAGAAUUAUGAAAGCCAACUACAUAAAGAUUCAAUGCCUAUUGAUUUAGACAAUCUUGGUGACUUACCUAUAGUAGACUUUGAGCUUGAAAUGGAGAGGCUUGAGCAAACGUACGAGGAACCUGAACCAUCUGACACUGGAGCUGAUGGAGGAUCUACUUCAUAUAGUUUAAUAUCUCCUCAUUGA
This is a messenger RNA of Macadamia integrifolia, 1002 nucleotides long. RefSeq lists its product as uncharacterized. The coding region runs from base 1 to 1002 and encodes 333 amino acids. The transcript is spliced from 4 exons. The record is from RefSeq and is a predicted model, not a curated record. Lineage: Eukaryota; Viridiplantae; Streptophyta; Magnoliopsida; Proteales; Proteaceae.